This is a messenger RNA of Diabrotica balteata, 1554 nucleotides long. Lineage: Eukaryota; Metazoa; Arthropoda; Insecta; Coleoptera; Chrysomelidae. The record is from the annotation of a GenBank genome assembly.
AUAAACAUUGUAAAUUGUAAAUAUAUUUUGUGUUUUUGUGUAAAAUGAGUAAUAAUAUUCCUGAAAACUCACCUGGAAGAAAGGCAAUAGAAACCAUGGAAAACCUUCAUAAAGACCUUGUUUUUAAAAAGCCAUUCGGUAUUAUUAAAAAGAGAACAAAGAAAAAAAUUCUGGAAGAAGAUAACUAUGUAGAAGAAAUAGGCAAAAUUAUUCAGAGGGAUUUCUUUCCAGACCUAGAAAAAUUAAAAGCACAGAGUGCUUAUUUGCAAGCAUUGGAAACGAAUGACACAUUGAAAUUAAAGGAAUUAUAUGCCAAAUAUAGUGGUAGUCAACAUCCACCAGAAAGAAUACCUAGUCCAGCCACAUUUGAAACUCCUGCUAACAUUCAUGGAUCCCAGCAGCAAAAUCAAUCAAGUACAAAAAAUUCAGACAAUGUAGAAAAACCAAUUGAAAAUAAACUGAGUCUAGAUCAAUACUUAAAUUCUCAUACCUCUCAAGAUAAUGAAAGUUUUGAAGAGCUACUCCAAGAAUCUGAACAGAAACGGAGAGAGAAGUAUUCAUAUUUAUUUAAUGAAGAGGAAAAGAGUGAAGAGCACCAGAAAAGAAUAUUAGCUUUACCAUCCGUAGAGGAACAAGCUGCAAUACCAGAGAAAAAGUUUGGUUUGGAUAUGUGGGGCUACAAGAACAGAAAUUAUAUUAUGUAUGUACCCGAUGGUGUGGAUUUAAGUGAAGAAGAAAUUAGAGAAGUUAAUAAAAGAAGGCAAGAGAUAGUUCAUUCCAAUACAAGAUUAGCUAUUAAUCCUUUUAAUGAAGUUCAAAGUGCAGAAACUAUUAAUGAAUUGGCCAAAAGUCAAGCUAAGGUCCUCGAUGGAAAAAUUGGCGUGGAUGGUAAAGAACUUCUCCAAACAGACAUACCUAACGUAGGGGGAUAUAGUUUUGUAAGAACUCCAUCGCCUUCACCAAGUUUGUUGGGAACUCCUUUGAUGACGUGGGGUGAAAUAGAAGGAACACCAUUUAGACUUGAUGGGAGUGAUACACCAUUACCAAGGAGUCAAGGACCAACUUUCAAGAUAUCAGAACCUCCUAGGAGAGAGCAACUAGCAUUGGCUUUAGCAGAAAAAGUAGGAGAAAAGAAGAAUAUAGAGAAAAGGAAAAAUAUUGAUGCACAAAGAAGGCAAUUUGCUACACCAUCUCCGAGACCCCAUACUUCAGCCAUCGACAGGUUAGCAACGAUGUCUCCCGCUGCAAGGAAACUAGCGACAUCGCGACUUAAACUCGGAGUCAGUUCAGACUUAAGAUCACUAUAUUCACCUAGUCCAAUGGCGAAAUGUCAGAAGACUCCAACCCCAUCGCCGAGAAGAGCAUCUACUCCAUUGGUUAACCUAAAAAAUAAGAAGGCUGCAGAAGUUUCUACGGAUGAUUUAUUGAAAAUUGAAGUUCCUAAGAGGAUUCUUAAAAGGAAAACGGCAGCAGACUUUUUUUAAAUGUAUAUAUAUAUAUAUAUAUAUAUAUAUAUAUAUAUAUAUAUAUAUAUAUAUAUAUAUAUAUAUAUAU